Aspergillus calidoustus is the source of this 321-nucleotide messenger RNA. The record is from the annotation of a GenBank genome assembly. Lineage: Eukaryota; Fungi; Ascomycota; Eurotiomycetes; Eurotiales; Aspergillaceae.
AUGCUUCGGCCAGUGUCCCAAGAUGUGGGGCCAUGGGUGGGCUUUCCAGAGUAUGCAUUGUCAACUGUCCAGCGAGAGUGUGCUCGUUUUGCAAAAUCAAGAGCAGAGGUGCAGCGUCAACUCAAUAAUUUCGACGAAUCGCAAUCUACAUAUGAAUUUAAAAGCCUUUUGGAAAAGAUGAACAUGAUACUGCUGACAUUGUCACACGACCAACGCGUGCUAGAUGUUUCUGAACCCGUCAUAUGGCAUACUGACUUGCAUUUGGGAAAUAUCUUUGUCUCGCCAAACGAGCCUGGUAUUAUUGAAGGAAUCAUCAAUUAG